This is a messenger RNA of Pipistrellus kuhlii (Kuhl's pipistrelle), 1331 nucleotides long. It is a transcript of the gene IL2RA, whose product is annotated as interleukin 2 receptor subunit alpha. Gene Ontology annotation, molecular function: interleukin-2 binding; interleukin-2 receptor activity. Lineage: Eukaryota; Metazoa; Chordata; Mammalia; Chiroptera; Vespertilionidae. Bases 447 to 1331 code for a protein of 294 amino acids. The transcript has 8 exons. The record is from RefSeq and is a predicted model, not a curated record. Gene Ontology annotation, biological process: inflammatory response.
ACCUCAAUUUGUGAAGUGCUAGAUGAGACCACUUGCCAAGAAGUGCUUGCUCACCUUCCUUUAACAGCAGGGGAAUCUCCCUUUCCUGUUCUGGGUGAAGCUGAAGAAGACUCAUCAACGAAGUCCAAUCCUUCUCACCAACCUCAGCCCACACCUCCCAGCAAUUGAACUUGAAAACACUUGGUUAAAACCACUUCCUAUCUGAGACUAGAGAAUGUCAGGCACAAUUUCCUGGCUGAACAAAUCAGCCUAACGUUUAUAGAGAGCCUCUCAUUGUCACAGACACUGGAUGGACCAGCAAGGAUGACAACCCUAACGGAUUAAUCCUGUCAUCUUCCAUCCUCUCAGCACGAUGCUAACAAGAGGCUGACUGGAAACCCAGAAUUCUGCAGAGAAAGAUCUUCUCUUCACUGUCCCUAAGUAGGCAGUCCAUCCCAGGUGCCAAGAUGGAGUCAAGCUUGCUGAUGUGGAAAUUCUUCACAUUCAUCAUGGUAACUGACUGCAUGCCAGAGUUUUGUAUUCUCAGCCCACCAAAUCUCACACAUGCCACAUUCAAAGCCAUCACCUAUGAAAUCGGCACCCUGUUAAACUGUGACUGCAAGAAUGGUUUCCGCAGAAGCAGAGGGUCGCUCUUUAUGAAUUGUACAGGAAAUGCUGACCCCUCUGCCUGGAAAAACCAAUGUCAGUGCAACAUGAAUUCCCACAGGAAGAAACAAAAACAAGCUACUCCUAAACCUAAAGAACCGAAGGAAAGAAAAAACACAGAAAUGCAAAGCCAAACACGGCCCACAGACCAAGUUAACCUUCAAGGUCAUUGCACAGAGCCUCCUCCAUGGGAACAUGAAGCUUCAGAGAGAAUUUAUCACUUUGUGGAGGGCCAGACAGUUCACUAUGAGUGCGCCCAGGGAUUCAGGGCCAUCCAGAAAGGUCCUGCCACGAGUACCUGCAAAAAGAUCUGUGGGAAGAUAAGGUGGACACAGCCCCAGCUCAAGUGCACAAGUGAGAGUGAGAACGAUCAGUUUCUAGGUGACAAAGAGUCUCCAGCAAUCACGGACACUCCUUCUGGGAGUGAAGCUUCCUGUCCCUUCACCACGACAGGUACUACGACAGGUUUUCAGAAAUAUACAGAUGUGUCUACAACCACGGAGAUGUUCAUAUUUACCAUGGAGUAUCAGAUAGCAGUGGCCAGCUGCAUUCUCCUGCUGAUCAGUAUUUUCCUUCUGAGUGUGCUCACCUGGCAGCGGAGACGAAUCCUACAUUUGAUCUUAUUUACCUGCCAGCAAUUACUAGGAACUAGUGAUGAGCCAGAGCUGGCUUACACUGGCUCCUGA